CUGACUGCGGACGGUUUAGUUCGUUGAAAGCGCGCUACGCUGUGCGAUUUGGAUGGAAAUAAAUGAAAUUCUUAAUCAGAAAUUCGAUACACAAAUAAUGAAAAAGUGUCAUUAACGAAAACACUGCUUUGACUCACUACACAGAAACGAAUCCUGCCACAAAAAGUACUCAAUUACUCAAAAAUUAUAGACUUUAACAUACGCCCACACAUAAAACCAAAUACUCAAACGCUAAGCAUUUAAGUUCAAAAUGGGUGCUACACGUGAUAACCCACGUGUGAACAAGAGCUUAAUAUCGCUAAAAGUUGUGAUAUUCUUCGUUAUCAGUGGUAUAACCGCUCUCCAUGUGUUACAUGCCAUCAAACCUCGUCUACUCGGGCUGAACUUUGUGGAAUAUCGCAAUAUUAGCAUCAUAGCACCUUUUGUCUCAAUAAUCGGCCCAUUGAUUGCUGGUCCAUUGGCCGAUCGCUUGGUAGCCAAGAACUCGGUUCGGUACAGUGUCGUUUUGCGAACACUAACCGCCAUUUUUCUCAUCUUGGCAGCCAUCAUUUAUGCUUGCUUGUUUGCAAUACCUGAAGUAAAGCGACACGAUCCACAUUUUCCACGCGUGAGCUUCGGUUGUGAUGUCAAUGGUGCUGUUAUAUUUCAAGAACGUUGUUCCGAAGAUGCUACCUGCCAUCACUGGAAAGGAAAGAUUGGUAAGGUGAAUCUGACUAACUGCACUUAUACCUGUCAAGAUCCAACUCAGUACGAGAAUUUGUAUACGCCUUGGUUGGAAAACGUGCCCACACCAUCGCCAUCCGCCGAUCACAGUUCCGAAUCCGAUUAUGAAGAUGAAUCCACUGGAGCCGUUACGGAGAGCUUACGUUCCAAGCGUGCGGCUAAAGUGUCGGAAGUGUUGUCGGAGUUUGGCGGUGAGCUGUUGAGCGGAGAGGAACCGCGUCAUGUGCGUACAGCACGUGCUAUCAAAAAAGCACCCAGUAAGGUGUACGUUGAACCACCACAUUUAUGCAUCACUGAGAAGGAUGACAAUGGCAAGAGCGUAGUGAAGAAAUGCCAUGUCUACACAGACGACACGAAAAACAUUGUUGUGAAUACCGUACUACGAGCUGCAACCAAUGUGGAGAAUGACACUCACAGUGCUGAAUGGUGCAAUUAUCCUUUGGAUGGCUUCCAAUGUCAAAUCCCCCUUGAACAGGUGGACUACAUGUUGCAAUUCAAGAACGGCGAGUGCAAACCCAUGAUUGAGUGUCAUGUGAUUGAUCCGUAUGGCAGCGAGGACAGCGUGUUGGCUGAUAGUGAAUGCAUUAAGACAAUCGGUGACUUGGACACAACACUGGGUGGUUACACUGUAAUACGCCUAUUGGGUGACAUCUUCCCAAUGGCUGCUUUAACUUUGCUCAAUAGUAUGAUUGUGAUUGCGGUACGUGAAACCUCUGAAGGACGCGGUGAAGUUUGUCGUCAAUACGCUUGGGGUGCUAUUGGUUAUGUACUAAUCUUUUCGCCGCUUGAUUUGUUCUUCUUUAGUAAAUCUACAGAGCACGAUGCUGCUCUGGUAGCGUUAAUUUUGGUUAUUGUGUGCUUUGUUUUGGGUGCAAUUGUCCUACUAUUACCAACGAAUAUGCCAUUAAGUCCACCUGAGUGGUGGUGGCACACAAAGACCGGCAUGUUGGUUUAUCCCAUGUCGGCAAUACGUCGUUAUGGACCAGAAAUAUUUUUAUUGACACUCAUUUCCAUACUGUUCGGUAUGUUCUGGAGCAGCAUUCAUAGUUUCCUGCGUUGGACAUUUACCGAUCCUUCAGCUGUUACAUAUGCUGGAUUGAUUUUGGUAUUUGUGUUAUUCUUCAAUGUGGACAAAUUCAUUGAGUAUUGCGGACAUUCGAAUAUUUUCAUUGCUGGCUUCGCUUUGUUUAUCAUUCGAUUUACUGCACUUACUGGCGAAGAAACACAGUGGUUAACCAUUGUUAUGGAGGCCAUUGAGCCAUUGGUGAUUGGAGUUAUUUGGAUUGCAAUAAUUUUGUACAUGCGACACGUAAUGCCAAGGAAACUUACUGCCACCGGACAGGCAAUUGCUGUGUUGGCUUUCUUCGGAUUGGGUAAGGGCUUUGGUGCCAUGAUUGGGCUCGCACGUCAUGAAAAAAAGCCUGAAAUAGAAGCAGAGGAAAUUUACACCUGGUUGGCUAUCACGGCCUGCAUAAUCGCCGUUGUGUACUUCAUUAUUUACAAUUUGAUAUUGGCGCCUCGUUGUACUGCCAAAUCGCAACACGUCGAGGAGUUGUUGGCCGGCUCGGCGUCGCAGAACUUCAACGGCACCAAUGGAACGGGAGCCGGAGGCAAUGGCAGCGCUGGGGCCGCUCUCAACGGCAAUGGCAACAGCAAUUAUUCGCCGCUACGCGUCUACCACAAUGAAAGAGGGAAGAAGGGACAAUUUAGAUAUUAA
Messenger RNA from Teleopsis dalmanni, 2440 nucleotides. RefSeq lists its product as uncharacterized. The record is from RefSeq and is a predicted model, not a curated record. Lineage: Eukaryota; Metazoa; Arthropoda; Insecta; Diptera; Diopsidae. The transcript has 6 exons. Gene Ontology annotation, cellular component: membrane. Bases 251 to 2440 code for a protein of 729 amino acids.